Messenger RNA from Brassica napus (rape), 1638 nucleotides. Its product is annotated as putative receptor-like protein kinase At3g46340. The coding region runs from base 1 to 1638 and encodes 545 amino acids. The transcript is spliced from 8 exons. Lineage: Eukaryota; Viridiplantae; Streptophyta; Magnoliopsida; Brassicales; Brassicaceae. The record is from RefSeq and is a predicted model, not a curated record. Gene Ontology annotation, molecular function: protein binding.
AUGGAGAGUCCUCGUGGGAUUUUGUUGGUCGCACUUAUUGCAACUUUCGCUGUUAUUCACUUUUCUCAAGCUGAAGAUCAAGAAGGGUUCAUCAGUUUGGAUUGCGGUUUACCCCCGAGUGAAGCGUCACCAUAUAUAGAGCCAGAUACUGGACUAUGGUUCUCAUCGGACUCGGACUUCAUCCAAAGUGGAAAGAUUGGGAGGAUCGAUGCAAGUCUACCCAAGACUCUAAAGUCAUACGUGACCCUUAGGUACUUUCCAGAAGGGAUACGCAACUGUUAUAAUCUUAGUGUGAAGCAAGGGACCAAUUAUCUGAUGAGAGUUACAGCUCUAUAUGGAAAUUAUGACGGUCUUAAUAUUACUCCUAAGUUUGACUUAUACGUUGGUCCUAACUUUUGGGUAAUGAUAGACCUAGAGAAAAGGAUAAGCGGUCAAACCGAGGAGAUCAUUUACAUCCCAAGAUCAAACUCCUUGGAUUUGUGUCUUGUUAAGACAGGCCCGACCACGCCAAUAAUUUCAUCCUUGGAACUAAGGCCGCUAGCAAAUAAUCUUUAUAUCACUGAAUCUGGCGCACUGAAGGGUUUCAAGCGAUACUAUCUUACCAGUUCAGAUACCAUUCUGUCGUACCCAAAUGACGUCAGCGACAGAAUAUGGGAACCAAAAUUUGAUCCAGAGUGGAAGCAUAUUUCCACCACUCUGGAAGCAAACAACUCCAAUGGUUUUGCUGUACUACAGAAUGUACUCAAGACCGCGGUUGUACCUGCCAAUGCUACUGCACGGUUUAAUAUUACCGAGGAGCUUGAUUUCCCUGGCGACGAAAUUUACUUGUACAUCCAUUUCUCUGAGGUCCAAUCAUUACAGAUGAAUGAAUCUAGAGAGUUUGAUAUUUUUUGGAAUGACCAACAGUUUGACAAAACGAUAAGCCCUGAAUAUUUGAAGGCCACGACAAUUAAGUCCACAACACCAGUCACUUGCAAAGGAGGAGUAUGCAACUUAGAGCUGAUAAGAACUACAAACUCUACUCUCCCACCUCUUCUCAAUGCCAUCGAACUUUAUGCCGUCGUCAAAUUUCACCAACUGGAAACAAAUGAAAAUGAUGUUGUUGCUAUCCGAAAAAUCAAAGAAAGAUAUGGAUUGAAUAGAAUCACAUGGCAAGGAGAUCCAUGCGUCCCCCAGAAGUUUUUAUGGGACAAUCUAAAUUGCAGCAGCACAGAUACAUCUAGACCACCAAGAAUCACUUAUUUGAAUUUGACUUCCAGCGGGUUGAAAGGAUUCAUAGCAGCUGCAAUUCAAAAUCUUACCCAUCUUGAAAAGUUGGACUUGUCAAAUAACAAUCUCACUGGAGAAAUUCCUGGAUUUCUGGCUGAUAUGAAGUCUUUAAUGCUCAUAAACUUGAGCAAGAACAAUCUGAUUGGUUUCAUCCCACAAGCCCUUCUUGAAAGAGAAAGUGAAGGGCUAACGUUAUUUGUUGAUGGAGAGAAUCGUUGUUUAUCUGGCUCAUGUGUCACAGAGAAGAAAUUUCCAGUAAAAACUGCUGCAUUUGUUUCUUCGGCUACUGCCUUGGUUAUUAUGGUGAUUCUUGUUCUCAUUUUUGUGUUUAAGAAGAAAAAAUCACCAAAUUCAGAAGGUAUUUGCUAA